Paramecium tetraurelia is the source of this 1890-nucleotide messenger RNA. RefSeq lists its product as uncharacterized. The transcript is spliced from 7 exons. Lineage: Eukaryota; Ciliophora; Oligohymenophorea; Peniculida; Parameciidae. The record is from RefSeq and is a predicted model, not a curated record.
AUGGAGACCGAUACCAUCUCUUGGAAGUAGUCUGAUGACUUAGAUGAUAUCAUUUAUCACUAGUUUAAGAUUCCUGCUGAUUUACAGAAGGCUGAAUUACAUGGAUUAGCUUAUAGAGUUUAUGAGAAGCCUCAAGAAUAAUCUGUAUAAUGCAAAUGUUGUAACUAUUAUAAAGAUCAUAUUAAAUUCAAUUUUUGUAGUGAUCUAAGUAAAUCAGAUGAUCACUCUGUAGCAAAUGAAUAUUUUCAAAAUGUGAAGUGGAUGAUUUUAUAACUUACAAUCUUUUGGUAAUACGAUGAUCCUAUAAUAACUAGUGUAACAUUUGUUCCUUUCGCAUUAUAUUUUAACCAGUAAGGGGAUGAAUGUGAAAAACAUCCAAAUUGUGAUUAAAAUUCGCUUAAAAUAUAUUCCAUCUGGAAUUUAAUCGCCAUUAAUUAUAGUCUUGAUGAUUUAAAGUAUGCAGGUGUAGUUCUUUCUACAUCAAUUAUUUACAUAAUUCUAAUGAAAUGUGGAUCUUGUGACAUAAUGGGGGCCGAAGCAUUUAAAUAAAUGAAGAUGUCAGUGCUGGUAUAUUCAGGAAUUUAUAUACCUGAUAAAAUUGAAGAUGAAGAAAUUCUUGAGAUUUUGGAUAUUAAUUCUGAUAUAUGUGUCAGAGUUUAUAGAGUAAAUUUAAAAUUGUACGAAGAUCUGUUAUUUGAAUAAUUAAAAUUCCCUUAUUUGAGUGAUAAAGUCUCACAUAAAGAAAGAAAAGAAUACUAAGAGAAGUAUAUGGGGACAAUGAAGUUUUUAACUGAUGAACUACAAGUAUCAUAGGAAUUUAAGGAAAGGUUUAUGAUUCUUUGUGAGAAGAAUAGUUAAAAAUAUUAUCAUAAGUUUUAAAUCCGCAGUCCAAUUUUUCAAUUUUUUAUAUAGUUUCUUAUUGUAUUUGGAUUCUCUAUUCCCUCAACUAUGGCUUAAUUUUUAAUAUUAAAGUUAAGAUAUGAUUUCAUUAAUAAUAAUUAUAGUGGAGAAGAAGAUUAAAUGAUUAAGAAAUUGCUAAAUGUCGGCUCUACUCUAGUCUCGAUGAUUGCUUUUUCUAUUUUUAAUAAAAUUGGUUCCAAAAUUUUGACGAAAUUGGCUUUAACUAUUUAUCAAAUUGGUAUCUCACUUUAAAUUGCAUUGCUGUAAAAUCUUGAUUUAAGAUAUUGGAAUUUAUUUUAAUCUGUUUAUGAGCAAUCAAGUUAAACUAUGUUAUAAAGUGAAGGAAUGUUGGAUUAUGUGAUAACAUUUAGUUUCUUAAAUCUCUUUGUUCCAGUAAUAACUUAAAUUUUUGAUUUUAAUCAUAUUUGGAGAAAAGUUAAACUGUUUAGAUUGAAAGGGAAAAAAACUAAUAAUAAAACCUAAAAAGAAGCAAACUUAUUUUUUUAAUUAAGGAAAUUUAAUUACUAUGAAAGAAAAAUCACUGUUCACAAGAUUUUUGCUGUAAGCAUGUUGUUUGGAUUCUAAUAUCCAUUAAUUAUUCCAUUUUCAAUCCUUUCAUUAUUGCUUAUAUAUUGGGUAGAUAAAUGCAUAUUUAUAAACUUUUCAAUACCAGUUAUAAAGGAUAGACAUGAAGAAUUACUACAAGGAAUUUACUACUUGUUCAAUAUGGUGGCAAUAUAUUAUUUUUUUUUUUUUGGUUUAAUUACCUUUAAGACUUGGAUUAUUACUACUCUAUUGAUCAUCAAUGGAACUUUAUUAUUAUGGGUAGGUUUAUCAUCUUUGUUAAAUCAAGAUUGGAAUUUUCGAACACUAUUAAGCGAUGAUGAUGAAAAAUAUUAACUAUUUAUCAAUUUAAAGAAAAGACUGAAGAAUUUUACUAAAAAAUCAAUGAAGAGUUAAGUGGUUGAAACUACUAGCUUAUUGGAGUGA